Bombus impatiens (common eastern bumble bee) is the source of this 1751-nucleotide messenger RNA. It is a transcript of the gene nAChRb2, whose product is annotated as neuronal acetylcholine receptor subunit alpha-5. The record is from RefSeq and is a predicted model, not a curated record. Lineage: Eukaryota; Metazoa; Arthropoda; Insecta; Hymenoptera; Apidae. Gene Ontology annotation, biological process: chemical synaptic transmission; signal transduction; regulation of membrane potential. The annotation marks the transcript as partial. The transcript is spliced from 7 exons. Gene Ontology annotation, cellular component: membrane; synapse; neuron projection. Gene Ontology annotation, molecular function: neurotransmitter receptor activity; extracellular ligand-gated monoatomic ion channel activity; transmembrane signaling receptor activity.
AACGAUCUCUCGAAUAAAAAAUCAUCUAGUUCUAUUUUAUUUGAUAUUACAACUGAAAAUUCUAAAAUUGAUAAAAGUUUAAAUGAUAAGGAAGAAAAGGGGGCGGUUUUCAACCUUCUCGGUUUAACGUUUCACUGGGCGUGCGACUGCUCUUCUCGAUCUAUCGAUGUACAGUUGUGGAUCUGUCAUUUCGUUUCGUGCCCUCACGGUUUAAACAUGAAGAAUUUGUUUUCUGUUUUAUUUGUGAUCUUCAACGUUCUGUCAUAUAAACAGGGAAUUUGCGCGAUGCAGUGCAAAGACAUCACCACCACUUCUGCGUUAACGCGGCUGAAAGAUUAUUUAUUUUGCGAUUAUAAUAGGGAAAUCAGGCCCACAAAACAUUAUAACAACGCCACUAUUAUUAACUUGGGAUUAAACAUACAACAAUUUGAAGUUAAUGAUAUAACCAACAGCGUUAUAUUCGAUGUUUGGCUAAGAUUGGUUUGGAAAGACCCUCAUUUCACUUGGGACGAAUCGCAAUUUGAUUCUAUCACUUCACUUCACGUAAAAAGCUACGAGAUCUGGGUUCCGGAUAUCGUAACGCACAGCACAACAGAUACGGGCGUUGAUGUUGAGAUGCCACAAGCUGAGUGCAUAGUACAACACGAUGGUGUGAUACUUUGUGUACCAAUGACAACAUACGCAACAUUUUGCGAAUCUGAUCACACUUGGUGGCCUUAUGAUAUGAUGAAUUGUACUAUUCAUAUUGCCUCGUGGUCUCAUGGGAGCAACGAGAUUAGUUUACGUUCCUUCACAUUAAACGAUUUUUCAGAGAAUUCGACCGAGGAUAAUUUGGAAUGGGAAGUGGUGGAUCUUUUUAAAAGUGAACGUGUAAUAGUAUCCAAGUACGGUUUAGGUUUUACAACCGAUCAAUUAUCUUACCACGUUCUUUUAAGAAGACAUUCCUCUAUGAAUACUACAACGUAUAUGACGUCGGCUAUAGUCUUGAUGAUGAUGACACUGAUGGUACUGUGGCUAGAGCCAAGGUCCACGGAACGUAUGAUAAUAUCGAAUUUAAAUUUCAUUUUGCAUUUAUUCUGCCUGUUGGAUCUUCAGUGGAAGCUUCCAUUCAAUGGGACCCAUCCUCCACGAUUAAUUCUAUUCUAUGAGAAAUCUCUUGCACUUGCCACGUUUUCACUCAUAUUGACCAGCAUUCUGCGAUAUAUGCAUGAAAUAAACGCUGAAGCACCUGCGUGGAUAUCCGUCACCACCGUUAAGGUUUUAAAAAGCAGAAUAGGCCAGAUAUUUUUAUUAAGCAUUUUGGAUCCGAAAGUAUCGGCUACAAUCGAAAUGAACGUGGAUGACAAUACGAAUUUAGUAUCUUCCAAUAAAAAAGAAUCGACAUGGAGGUACACUUCGGUUGUGAUUGGAUGGCUUGCUUUCUUAACCGUUUUAUUCACUUACGUGAUAUUGCUAAUUAUUUUCUUACCAACAAGCAGAUUCGCAAGUUCCUUUUAAAAAUUUAAUUUGUGAACAGACGUUUUUAUUAUAACGUACAUUAAAAGCAGUUUAAAAAAAUGUAAAGCAUUCUUGAUACAAUUACAAUGUUCGUUGAAUUAUUUGAUCACAAGUCCCUAGAUUGAAAAAGGUUGGAUGUUUCAAAAAAUCUUUGAUUUUUCCUUUCUUUUUUUUUUUAAUAAAUACAUUUAUUUUGAAAAACAUCGGAUCCAUUUUUGCGAAUCUUAACAGUGCGACCAAAUUCAUUUUACAAU